Messenger RNA from Anthostomella pinea, 1080 nucleotides. NCBI's taxonomy places the organism in Eukaryota, Fungi, Ascomycota, Sordariomycetes, Xylariales, Xylariaceae. The record is from the annotation of a GenBank genome assembly.
AUGGCACCCGUCGACAUCGGCGUUUUCAUCCCGAUCGGCAACAACGGGUGGCUGAUCUCGACGACGUCGCCACAGUACAUGCCGUCGUACGACCUGAACAAGCAGAUCGUGCAGAAGGCCGAGGGCUACGGCUUCGACUUCGCGCUGUCGAUGAUCAAGCUGCGCGGCUUCGGCGGCAAGUCGGAGUUCUGGGACCACAACCUCGAGUCCUUCACGCUGAUGUCGGCGCUCGCGGCCGUCACGUCCCGGAUCAGGCUCUUUGCCAGCACGGCGAUCCUCACGCUGCCGCCGGCGCUGGUCGCGCGCAUGGCCACGACCAUCGACAGCGUGGCGCCGGGCCGCUUCGGCAUCAAUAUCGUCACGGGUUGGCAGUCAGCCGAGUACGCGCAGAUGGGGCUGUGGCCGGGCGACAAGUACUUCGGGUACCGGUACGACUACGCGACCGAGUACGUGCAGGUCAUGAAGGACCUUUGGAAGGACGGCGUGUCGAAUUUCAAGGGCGAACACUUCCAGAUGGACGACUGCAAGCUGUCGCCGCGGCCGGGCGGUAAGGUGCAGAUCGUGGCGGCGGGGCAGUCCGGGCGCGGCGUUGAGUUUGCGUCGGGCUACGCCGACUAUAACUUCGCCAUGGGUUCUGGUAUCAACACGUCGACGGCGUUCGGGCAGGCGACGGCGCGGCUGGUGGCAGCGGCGCAGAAGGCCGGCCGCGACGUCGGGUCCUACGUGCUGUUCAUGGUCAUCGCCGAGGCCACGGACGAGGCGGCCCAGGCGAAGUGGAAGCUGUACAACGACGGAGUCGACGAGGACGCGCUGUCGUGGAUGAAGAGCCAGUCGAGCAAGGACACGAACACCGAUGCCAAUUCCACAGCCAAAAACAUCGACCUGCCGGAGGGCGCGGUGAACCUCAAUAUGGGCACGCUUGUCGGCUCUUUCGAGACGGUUGCGCGUAUGCUAGACGAGGUUGCCAACGUGCCGGGUACGAAGGGCAUCAUGCUCACGUUUGAUGAUUUCUUGGAGGGGCUCGACAAGUUUGGUAAACACGUUCAGCCACUCAUGAAGAGCAGGGAAGGGAAGGCAUAG